GACGACGUUUUCUUGGUUGACACUCAGCUUGCCCGCCUUGCGAAGAAGGUUCGUGCUGUCGAUAAAAGCCUGGCCAAGGCUGGUCUCCGCCUCGCGACUGAGAAGACCAAAAUUGUAGCGAAUAAGCACUAUUCUGGUGCUCGCCAGGUCAGGGUCGGGGACAGCCUCUUCACGAUUGCCGGUUUGGGUGAGUCCAUCCGUGUCCUGGGGGUGACCUUCGCCCUCACUGACGACCCCUCCGAACAGGCCAAGGGAAUCAUUGCACGCACGCACAUGCAUGUCGUGCAGCCUUUGGUCUUCGGCGAGCUCCAGAUGAAGAUUGGCCAACAUGGAAUGCACGUACAAUGCGAUUCGUACGUGUGUGGCUCCACAACAAUCAAGUGGCCCGCUGGUCUGAACGCAUCCUCACGCUUCAGCAUAUGCUCCACGGACACUGGGCCAGAAGGGUUGAGUGUGUUAGGGGUGAAGUUCAAGUCAGCCCACCACUUCGUGCACUUCAGUGGCGCAGUACGCAGUGGUGGAGGUCGCAGCAAGAUCUCACUCGCACUGGCCUCCGUCACCCCGGCCGCUUCUACGCCUCCUGUACAGAAAGGCAACUCUCUGACUCCCAUGGACCCCUUUGGUCAGUUCUUGCACAAGACCGUCGACAAUGGGCAAUCGCGCGAAAAGAAUACAUUGCCCAAUGGGAUGUCAGAUGGACCUCUGGGCGUCAACUUUCACUUCGUUUCUGAAGGGGUUGUCUCGCUGCGUGUGAA
Messenger RNA from Symbiodinium necroappetens, 755 nucleotides. The record is from the annotation of a GenBank genome assembly. Lineage: Eukaryota; Dinophyceae; Suessiales; Symbiodiniaceae.